CCUUGGCUCUCGCAGUAGCUCAGGGUUGAUGGCCACGUCUAAGAGUUCCUUUCCUCUAUGGCCACAUCUUGGAUGACAAUUGAACUGCUGCUAUGGAAUCAAAUGAUGGUCUUCCUUUGUUUCUGGUGAUGUUUGCAUAAACUUUCGCCUUUCCCUAAGAUUUCAUGAGGAUAAAAGUCCAUUGAGACCCAAGCUGAAGAUUCAUGUGGAAGAUCUUUAUAAGAAUGGCCCAAUUUUUGUCACUCCAUUGGAGAAGAGCUGAAGCAAUUCUCUUUUGUUGAAAAUGAGCCGCCCGACGGAAGAGGAUGGUGUGAAGAAUGAGGAAGAAGAAUUUACAACUGGGCCUCUAUCUAUUUUGAUGUUGAGUGUCAAAAAUAACACUCAGGUGCUCAUUAACUGUCGGAACAACAGAAAGCUUCUUGGUCGCGUGCGUGCCUUUGACAGGCACUGCAAUAUGGUUCUGGAAAAUGUUAGAGAGAUGUGGACUGAGGUGCCCAAGACAGGGAAAGGCAAGAAAAAAGCUCUUCCAGUUAACAAGGACAGGUUCAUUAGUAAAAUGUUCCUUCGCGGGGAUUCUGUAAUCAUUGUUCUGCGUAAUCCCAAGUAAAUGUUUUGGAGUUCCAGCAUGUGAUAAGACACGAAUACCGAAUUAUGAUGUCAAUAUUAGGACGUGUGUGGAAUCUGUAGUGAGCUGAUUUAAAGUUGUGCUUUGGCAAAACUAACAAUAUGUACCGUCUUUUUGUUUGGCUUAUCUCUACUGACAAGGCAUAGCUCUACAUGUUUGGCUGUAACAUACAUACAUCUGUCUGAACAAUGGUUGAUUUUCUGGCCCUAAUCUUUUUAAUCGUUAGAUUAGCUUGUUUGAGAUGUUUA
Coffea eugenioides is the source of this 873-nucleotide messenger RNA. Its product is annotated as small nuclear ribonucleoprotein Sm D2-like. Gene Ontology annotation, biological process: spliceosomal snRNP assembly; RNA splicing. Gene Ontology annotation, cellular component: U4/U6 x U5 tri-snRNP complex; precatalytic spliceosome; U2 snRNP. NCBI's taxonomy places the organism in Eukaryota, Viridiplantae, Streptophyta, Magnoliopsida, Gentianales, Rubiaceae. Gene Ontology annotation, molecular function: RNA binding. The transcript is spliced from 8 exons. The record is from RefSeq and is a predicted model, not a curated record. Bases 284 to 607 code for a protein of 107 amino acids.